This is a messenger RNA of Glycine soja, 1233 nucleotides long. RefSeq names its product protein MAIN-LIKE 2-like. Bases 1 to 1233 code for a protein of 410 amino acids. NCBI's taxonomy places the organism in Eukaryota, Viridiplantae, Streptophyta, Magnoliopsida, Fabales, Fabaceae. The transcript is spliced from 5 exons. Gene Ontology annotation, biological process: meristem maintenance; meristem development. The record is from RefSeq and is a predicted model, not a curated record.
AUGGUUAGGAUUAGAGGCUUAGGUCGUGCCUUAGGUAGGAUUAUUGGCAGAGCUCUGGGGAGAGAGGAUAGUCAUGAUUCUGAUGAUGCUCCCCAGCGGCGAAGGCCUACCGCAUCGGCACGCAGGCAACAGGGAGUUGUCACUGUUGCUGAGGACGAGCCUGUGGUACCUGUGGAUGACCCUGUGGUAGCUGCCGAUAAGCCUAUGGUAGCUGCAAACGUACAUGACACUGGUGCAGAUGAGCCUGAGGGAUUUCCAGGUGGACUGAGUGACCCAUCGGUGCUUACCAAGUAUGUUGAGCAUGUUGCAGCCAGCGUAUGGAGCGAAGAGGAACAACCUGAAUUAAAGUUAUCCUUCCAUGGGAGGAAGGUGCAGAAAUUAGGUAGGCCUGUUCCUGCAAUUGAGGGGGAGACUAGUAGUUUCUAUCUUCCUGUGGGGGAGGUUACCAUCACCCUGGACGACGUGACAUCUCUUCGUCAUCUUCCCAUAGCCGGUGCCUUCCAUACCUUCCAGCCUCUGCACAUCGACGAGGCGGUCUUGAUGUUGGUUGACUUACUACUGGUCUUAGGAGAGGCAGCCAGGGCCAAGACAACACAUUGUCAUGGACCAUACGUACGCCCAUCUUGGCUACGAGAUAUAUAUCAGCGCAAAUGUCAGGCCAGACAUUGGACAGCUGCAGCUCGUGCCUAUCUUCUUCAUCUUCUAGGUUGCAUUCUUUUUGCUAACAAGAGUGCAACCCAUGUUCAUGUUGUCUUCUUAGACGCUCUGCGUGACCUCAGUCAAAUUGGGAUGUUUGCAUUGGGAGCUACUGCCCUAGUGCAUAUGUACGAUCAUUUGAAUGAUGCUUGUAUUAGCACCAACCGACAGCUUACUGGUUACAUCAUCCUCUUACAGUGUUGGAUAUAUGAGCAUUUUUCGUCAGUUGCGGAGUGCAUCGCUGAUCCGAACUACGACGAGGUGUCACCACGUGCAUGCUGGUGGAUUGCGACGAAGGCAAUUGUGAAGACCAAAUCUACAGCGACGUACAGGCAGUGUCUGGAUCAACUCAGGAUUCCUGAUGUCUACUGGAUGCCUUAUGGGAAGCAUCGACCGGAGGCUUGCCAUGCGAUUGUUGAAAGGUUGGAGCGUCUGCUCAACCUUAGGAUAGUCACAGAAGGCACAGAGACAUAUGAGGUCAUGGAAGACUGCAUUAGGAUUGUCAGGUCUCGACAUAGACAACGCACGAAUCAGUAG